AGGAUAUAGUUAGUGGGCGCGGCGCCGCUGGUCCCACUCGCUGCCUAGACGUCGAGCAGGAGCGCCGGAGCUAGUAACAAGCUUGCACGGAUAACAAACAUCUGCCGAAAUGUGUGACGACGACGUUGCUGCUCUGGUUGUGGACAAUGGCUCCGGCAUGUGCAAGGCCGGCUUCGCCGGAGACGACGCUCCCCGCGCCGUCUUCCCGUCCAUCGUCGGCAGGCCCCGCCAUCAGGGUGUGAUGGUGGGUAUGGGUCAGAAGGACAGCUACGUUGGUGAUGAGGCCCAGUCCAAGAGAGGUAUCCUCACCCUGAAGUACCCCAUUGAGCACGGCAUCAUCACCAACUGGGACGACAUGGAGAAGAUCUGGCAUCACACCUUCUACAAUGAGCUGCGUGUGGCCCCCGAGGAGCACCCCAUCCUGCUCACCGAGGCUCCCCUCAACCCCAAGGCCAACCGCGAGAAGAUGACCCAGAUCAUGUUUGAGACCUUCAACACCCCCGCCAUGUACGUCGCCAUCCAGGCCGUGCUGUCCCUGUACGCUUCCGGCCGUACCACUGGUAUUGUGUUGGACUCUGGUGAUGGCGUCUCCCACACCGUCCCCAUCUAUGAAGGUUAUGCUCUGCCCCACGCUAUCCUGCGUCUGGACCUGGCUGGCCGCGAUCUCACCGACUACCUGAUGAAGAUCCUGACUGAGCGCGGUUACAGCUUCACCACCACUGCCGAGCGUGAAAUCGUGCGCGACAUCAAGGAAAAGCUGUGCUACGUCGCCCUGGACUUCGAGCAGGAAAUGGCCACCGCCGCCGCCUCCACCUCCCUGGAGAAGUCCUACGAGUUGCCCGACGGCCAGGUCAUCACCAUUGGCAACGAGCGUUUCCGCUGCCCCGAGGCCCUCUUCCAGCCUUCCUUCCUGGGUAUGGAAUCUUGCGGCAUCCAUGAGACCGUCUACAACUCUAUCAUGAAGUGCGACGUCGACAUCCGUAAGGACCUGUACGCCAACACUGUCCUGUCCGGUGGCACCACCAUGUACCCCGGUAUUGCUGACAGGAUGCAGAAGGAAAUCACCGCCCUGGCUCCCAGCACCAUCAAGAUCAAGAUCAUCGCUCCCCCUGAGAGGAAGUACUCCGUCUGGAUCGGCGGCUCCAUCUUGGCUUCCCUGUCCACCUUCCAGCAGAUGUGGAUCUCCAAGCAGGAGUACGAUGAGUCCGGCCCUGGCAUUGUGCACCGCAAGUGCUUCUAAGCGGCAACACCCACCAGCAGCGGCGACGGCAGAAACUACCACCCAUGGAAACAGCGAGAACGCCGAUACCAUCUUUCAAACAUUCACAUUAAUACCAAUGAUUUUUAUAAUCAAAACAAACAUCUUAAUGUACAAAUACUGUGACUGAAUAUUGUAACAACAUGGCAAUAAAUUAAUUAUAUUACUAUUAUAUUAC
Messenger RNA from Gryllus bimaculatus (two-spotted cricket), 1436 nucleotides. The record is from the annotation of a GenBank genome assembly. NCBI's taxonomy places the organism in Eukaryota, Metazoa, Arthropoda, Insecta, Orthoptera, Gryllidae.